CUCCCCCCUCCCAAGCGCCCGCCCGCAGCCUGCCGCCGCCGCCGCCGCCGGAGCUCUGUAGUAUGGCAUCGAGGAGAAUGGAGACCAAACCUGUGAUAACCUGUCUCAAAACCCUCCUUAUCAUCUACUCCUUCGUCUUUUGGAUCACUGGGGUGAUCCUGCUGGCCGUUGGAGUCUGGGGAAAACUCACUCUGGGCACCUAUAUUUCCCUCAUUGCUGAGAACUCCACAAAUGCUCCCUAUGUCCUCAUCGGAACUGGCACUACUAUCGUUGUUUUUGGCCUGUUUGGAUGCUUUGCUACAUGCCGUGGUAGCCCAUGGAUGUUGAAACUGUAUGCCAUGUUUCUGUCCUUGGUGUUCCUGGCUGAGCUCGUAGCUGGCAUUUCAGGGUUUGUGUUUCGUCAUGAGAUUAAGGAUACCUUCCUGAGGACUUACAUGGAUGCCAUGCAGAAUUACAAUGGCAAUGAUGAGAGGAGCCAGGCAGUGGACCAUGUGCAGCGCAGCCUGAGCUGCUGUGGUGUGCAGAACUAUACCAACUGGAGCACCAGCCCCUACUUCACAGAGCAUGGCAUCCCCCCAAGUUGCUGCAUGAAUGACACCGAUUGUAAUCCCCAGGAUCUGCACAAUCUGACUGUGGCCUCCACCAAAGUUUACCAGAAGGGUUGUUAUGACCUGGUGACCAGUUUCAUGGAGACUAACAUGGGAAUCAUUGCUGGAGUGGCUUUUGGAAUUGCAUUCUCCCAGCUGAUUGGCAUGCUGCUGGCCUGCUGCCUGUCCCGGUUCAUCACGGCCAACCAAUAUGAGAUGGUAUAAGGAGAAGUCUUUCAAGACGACGGAAUAAGAGACCCGAUUUAAUAAAGGAACUGCAACAAUCCUUGAAAGACUUCUAAAAGAAUGUUAGAGCACAGUACAUAUUACACUUGCCCUAUUCCCCCUAACUCCAUACCCUGUGUGCAACUGAUACUCCCACACAGUAUCUACCCUGCCUUUCAACCUAAACCUAGUGUUCUAUUUUGUGAAGCCCUUUUGUGCCAGAGUAUAGCCAGAUUCCCUGCAUCUAGUCCUAGUGGAACCCACCCAAGGCUCCUUCAUCUGUACUUGGUCCAACUGCAACUCAUCAUAGGUGACUAGUUAUCACACCAUCACUGGCCACCUGGGCCCUGCAUGUUUUGGGGAGGCUCCUGUUAACUCUUCAUUAAGAUUGAUAAAUGUCACACCCCUUGAUAUAGAUAAACAGCUACCUGUUCUUUUGGCUUAAUUUCCUAUAAUUUGGUUAUCCCUUUACUAAGGCUCUUUCCUACCUUCUCCAGGCUGCCUAGAACAUGUAAAGAGAUACAUCAGUAAUUGUUUAUGAGGAGGAAAAAGCAUGAAGGAAAUUGUUGAGCUUUAGGUGGUCUCCUUGGCUCAUUAUUAUUACAUGCGUGGGUAUGUAUGGACAGUUUAGUGCACCUAAAAGUUGAAUUGUUGCUUCACAUGAAGGAAAUAAUACUACUUCUGUUUUUCUCCAAUUAAUUGCUAUUGUGUUAUUUUACUUCUUUCUGUACUUUUCCUUUGCAUUGAUAUUACAGACAUUGAGGACAUCAUCAAAUCAAUUGAAAAAUGAGUGUGAAGGGGGAACAAAUGUCAAAAUAUUUUUAAAAGAUCUUUAAAAAUAAUGCCUCUAGCAUGCCAACAAGAAUGCAUUGAUAUUGUGAACAUUUGUGAUACAUGUAUUAAUAAAUAGAGUCACUACAAA
Messenger RNA from Myotis myotis, 1734 nucleotides. RefSeq names its product tetraspanin 7 (gene TSPAN7). Gene Ontology annotation, cellular component: membrane. The transcript is spliced from 8 exons. The record is from RefSeq and is a predicted model, not a curated record. NCBI's taxonomy places the organism in Eukaryota, Metazoa, Chordata, Mammalia, Chiroptera, Vespertilionidae. The coding region runs from base 63 to 812 and encodes 249 amino acids.